Nezara viridula (southern green stink bug) is the source of this 354-nucleotide messenger RNA. The record is from the annotation of a GenBank genome assembly. Lineage: Eukaryota; Metazoa; Arthropoda; Insecta; Hemiptera; Pentatomidae.
AAAGAAGCCCUAACCGGACCGGGAGCAGGGGAGGCAAUUAGGAGUCGUUCAAUAAGAUGGGCUCUAAUGAUCCUAGGAUCGAUUCUUGCUAUAGAUUAACAUCUGCUCUGGGCUACUGUCCACAGCCUCCGAGAGGUUUCACUAACAUGCUCCCGAUUAAGAUGGCCGCUGCGACUAUUGCCUUAGAGAGGGACAAGAUUGAUAGUAUUGCUACCUUAAACUGUUUCACAAUAGUCAGGCCGACCAGAAGCAUUUUACUCGAGGCUUUUGUGAGGUUAAUUAAGAAGAGGUAAGUAACUUGCAACUAUUCUAGGAUAUAUGUUGUCUUAGAAAACAAAUUCCAUUAACUCGUUC